Molecule: messenger RNA, 2013 nt
Organism: Cercospora beticola
Lineage: Eukaryota; Fungi; Ascomycota; Dothideomycetes; Mycosphaerellales; Mycosphaerellaceae
Gene: POL31
Product: DNA-directed DNA polymerase delta subunit POL31
Biological process (GO): DNA replication; DNA strand elongation involved in DNA replication
Cellular component (GO): delta DNA polymerase complex
Molecular function (GO): DNA binding
Source: RefSeq, a predicted model, not a curated record
CAUGCCCGCCAUGCCAGACUCUGGCGACUCAACGCUGCUACAAAAGCCAUCAGACACUCCUCACAACCCUCUCACUCGCGUAGCAUGCUCCUACAACCCUCUCGCGACCUACACACUACCCCGCGGCAAUGGCAAGCAUUAUCAGCAGCAGUAUGCCGACAUGUACUUCGCCAGGCUAGCUCAGUUGAAGCCAGGGUUAGUCCAGCUCGCCACUGAUGCCUUUUCCGACUACGAGAUCGCCGGGGAAGCGGCAAAAAGAGUCGACCGAGUGCUGGACGUUCGGCAAGGAAACCUGUGCUGGGUCAUUGGCACAAUCUACAUGGAGAUGCCUCUGAAGCCCAAUGUUUUGGACGACAUCGGGAAAGAGCAUUGGAUCGCCGCUCCUCCACCGCGGGAGAAGUAUAAUGGGGGUGAAGGACAAGUGAUGCUGGAGGAUGAGUCGGGACGACUGAAAUUGACAGGGAGUUUUCUGCGGAACGUGCUGCUCGUGACGGGAGCAAUCGUCGCUGUGUUGGGAACAGAAAAUGUGGACGGCGACUUCGAAGUGCUCGAUUUGCGGGUACCAGAUCUGCCACGACAGCCGGCACGGUGGGAGAGAGACGACGGUGAUGCUGCGGUGAAAGGCAAGAAGGUCAGCCAGAAGCGGGGAAAGGCAGGCAAGGUCGCCAUCGUCUCCGGCCUCUCGAUCAGUGGUGAUGCCGGGGAUACACUGCUCUUAGAUUUGCUCGCCGAAUUUCUCCUCGGCGAAGCAACUUCUCCCCAAAACCAGAACGAAGCAUCUCAAAUCUCACGCCUCAUCAUUGCAGGCAACGCUCUUGCCCACGGACAGCCCAUCCCAUCUCGAGAGGAUGUCAUCGCAGCAAAGAAGUCUGGGAAGCGCACGUAUGGCUAUGAUGCGUCUGCCUACAAUGCCGCACCGACCGAUCGCCUGGACUCCUACAUCGCUUCACUGCUUCCGUCGAUCCCGGUCACCCUUCUCCCAGGCGCGACAGAUCCCACAUCAACAAGUCUGCCACAGCAGCCCAUUCAUGCCGCGAUGUUUCCUCGUUGUCGACCGUACAUGUCACAUCCCCAAGAGCCAGCUGGCAGCUGGUUCGACUCACUCACAAAUCCUGCAGAGUUCGAUCUCGAUGGCCUGCGCUUCAUCGGCGGUGGAGGUCAAACCUUGGAUGACGUCUUCAAGUACGUCGAUGGCGAAGAGAGACUUGAGAUGAUGGAGGCAAUGCUGCGGUGGCGGUUGUCCGCUCCGACUGCGCCCGAUACGCUGCCUUGCUAUCCUUUCCAGGAUGGAGACCGGUUCGUGAUCAAAGAGUGCCCGCAUGUCUACUUUGUAGGCAAUCAGCCCAAAUUUGAGACUACAAUCAUCGAAGGGCCUCAAGGGCAAGAAGUCACGCUGAUGACUGUGCCAAGCUUCAGAGAGACUGGACAGGUCAUUCUACUGGAUUUGGAGGAUCUGAAGAUCGAAAUUGUGAAGUUUGAAGCAUUUUCUGAGUGAAAAGCUGACGGACUUGUGUUGGGCUGAUUCUUAACACACGCAACACAACUGUGAUGAGCAUCUCGAGUGGCCUGGAUCGCACGACGCAUGUGCCCAGAUUGAGCAAAGAUUGUUGACCAGUACGCGCAGCUCCGAUGGGCUAGCAAACAGCUACGGCAACGCUGCUGGGUCGCGCUGAACAAAAGCACGGAAGCAUUUUGGUCCUCACGACUCGAAACGUUGGACCCCAGCUGGCACCGCCACAUCUCGCAAGCCAAUGGCAAGCUCUGCCCGUCCCGAUGCUCUGUCUGAUCAGUAGUACAGAGCACGGUGAACGCGUGCAAACAUCUCACCGGAUUGCAAUACUCAGCGAAUCAUCAGCAAUCCUGGCUGCGACACGAUCUGAACAGAUUGGCACUAUUCUCAAACUUCGUGCUCAGCUUGGGUCGAACCGAUUCCCAUUGAGCGGAGUGAGACAUAGAACCGCAUGCCGGACUACCACUGCUCGAAGUAGAGACAUGUUGCGGUGUCUUCUGCCG